Molecule: messenger RNA, 2360 nt
Organism: Porites evermanni
Lineage: Eukaryota; Metazoa; Cnidaria; Anthozoa; Scleractinia; Poritidae
Source: the annotation of a GenBank genome assembly
AUGGCAGGAACCGCUUUGGAAACGUUUUUGUUGGACUUGGACGAAACAAGAGGAAAACUACCUUGCUGCCAGGAAAUUCCUCUUAUUCAGCGGCGUGUAAGAAAAGUUAUUAAUGCUAUUCUACUGGAAGUUUGGAGAGAAAAUCCCUUCUUCAAGACAACGCUUAUCAACAGUGGCAGCUUUUAUGAAGGAACUAAAGUGGGAAAGCCUGACGAAUUCGACUUUUUCAUACAGCUUGAUGCUUUCUCUUCUCCAGAAGAUGUUAAUUUUAAGGAACUUCCUUGUUCUACUGUGUACGUGGUCCCAAGCAAAUCAGCUUGCGAGAAUGUGAGGGUUGCAUUUACUGAUCGAGAAUAUGGAUCACAUUAUAUGCCUCUAUUUGACCUUAGGGAUUUUGAGUGGAAGAGAACCAUCAAGACGCCAUUCUUCAAGAUAUUCAACAGCAAAGCCAAAGAUUUUGAAGCAUAUGGGAUGAAAGUUGUGUUGCCAUAUGAAGGAGACGAUAUAGUGAAAGCACCACCUCCCUUAUCGAAACACGGACCAGCGUAUACUUUAUUGUUGGAAUGGAACGGUGGAGAAUCGGAUCUUUACAAAGAAAUGAAAAUCAGUGUAGAUUUGACAUUAGCCGUGAGAAUAAACUCCAAAUCAACCUUGCGUGGUCUAGAGUUUGAUUCCCCAAGCGGUCGAGUGCUGAAGUCUGUCCUAGAGAGACUGCCAUAUUUCUUAGCUGUUGGCUCCUACAGAGAUCCUCUUUCUGAAGAACACACAGACUACUUUAAGAAGGAGGAGGAACAGCACCCUGGAUUUCGGCCGAUUAAUUUCGUUUUGCGCUGUUCUCAAUCGUCUUUUGAGCAGUUGCUGUUUGUUCAAGAAUUUGGCUCGAACAGUGGUCAAAGCAAAUGCCUUAGGUUACUGAAAGUGCUGCGUGACAUGAUGUUUCCUGAUGCAGAACACAGCACGGCGGAAACAGGAAAAACCGACAAGAUCGAAGACUCCAAACUUGCAUAUUGGAUCUCCAUAGCAGACGACCCUUCAAAUGAAGCUGUCAAAUUGAUUUCCUCUUACGUCCUCAAAACUCUAGUGUUGUAUGAAUGGCAGAAAAAUACAGACGCUGAGUUGUGGAGCGGAAGUAACCUGACUCAGCNCACGUCAUCUAGUUAUGAAACACGAUCUGCUGUCUUUUAGUUUUGCCAUGGAUGACAUUUUCCUUCGUGUUUUAGACAGUACUUAGCUGUUUUUGUUUUGGAAUAACAUCGACAUUGGCGAGUAGCAAAACGAAAAUAUAAUUCAGUGGUAGAGUCAUGGAAGUAAUAAAAGAAACCCUUUGAAAGAGAUGUUUGUCUACUCCAAUUCAACUAAACCUCCCGCAAAAAAUAGCAAUAUUUGCCUCUCGGAGACAGCGUACCAGCACAAAGGAACGAGGAAGAAGUGCAAGAAAACAAAUCAAGCUGCCAUAAUUCAGCGACAGUGUUUCAUGUACAAACCACAUCGCAAACCCUGACCGAAGUCGAAAACAAGCGACAUUUCUAAGCAGAGUCCCAGUCCACUGCAUCACACCUUUUUGCUCGGACGCGCUCGUUUCACCGCCCUACCUUUAUCCGCCCUGGACUCAGCGCUUGAUCAGCGUCCUUCGAGAUCUGGUGAGACGCUUGAAGGGCAAAAAACUGACAAGCUUCUUUUAUUCAGACUACAGCUUGUUUAAGAAGGAUUCUCUUGAUGUGGAUUUUUCAAAUGCUGCCGCCAUUAUUCAAAUACUUGUAGAUCGGCUGGUAUCUUUCAAAAAGUUGCCAGAGUACAAGAUUGAAGACUGCUUAGACAAAAUCAUCCAAGACUCAACGAUAGUCUCUCGAAAGAAGAAGUUAACUAAAUUUUUGUCCUGUGGAUUGCGCUAUACCUCGUUUGAUUAUGAUACACUUCAAAAGGUAAUUAAAAAGUCACUGGUAAACGAGGGGAAGGGAGAAAUUUACGAUUCGCCGAAGAGUACAUGUUGCAUUAGACAAACAUUGGAUGAAGCAUACCGAGUUAUAGUGGAGGAUAAAGAACGACAACAAUUUGUGGGCAUUUACAUUCAAGCUUUGUUAGAUCAAAUUGCUCCCGAGGAAACCUUAGCCCUUACAGACAUAAAAGUCAAGGCUUUUGAAUCUUUAAGCUCCGCAGUGAAACAAUUUAAAGACAUAGCGCGUCGGAGAAUGGCUGGACACGAUGAUUUACCCAGCUACAGCCUUUGGAGACAGGAACACUGGACAAUCGAACAGUCAUUUUACAAGUUGACUUCCGAUGAGCCAAAGAAAUUACUCACAUUACUCCUCAAAAUGUUUAAGGAAGACAUCAAAGUGCUUCACGAUAAGUUGCAUGGUUAA